Echinops telfairi (small Madagascar hedgehog) is the source of this 482-nucleotide messenger RNA. Its product is annotated as histone H2A-beta, sperm. The transcript has 2 exons. Bases 63 to 482 code for a protein of 139 amino acids. Gene Ontology annotation, biological process: DNA damage response. Gene Ontology annotation, cellular component: nucleosome. The record is from RefSeq and is a predicted model, not a curated record. NCBI's taxonomy places the organism in Eukaryota, Metazoa, Chordata, Mammalia, Afrosoricida, Tenrecidae. Gene Ontology annotation, molecular function: DNA binding; structural constituent of chromatin; protein heterodimerization activity.
GCUGUGUGGUGUCCUCGUACCCUUGCGCUUUCGUCCUUCAGCGAGUCGCUACCCCGUGCAGCAUGUCCGGCCGCGGGAAGACCGGCGGCAAGGCCCGCGCCAAGGCCAAGUCUCGCUCCUCGCGCGCCGGCCUGCAGUUCCCGGUGGGCCGCGUGCACCGGCUGCUGCGGAAAGGCCACUACGCCGAGCGGGUCGGCGCCGGCGCGCCCGUCUACCUGGCGGCGGUGCUCGAGUACCUGACGGCCGAGAUCCUGGAGCUGGCGGGCAACGCGGCCCGCGACAACAAGAAGACGCGCAUCAUCCCCCGCCACCUGCAGCUGGCCAUCCGCAACGACGAGGAGCUCAACAAGCUGCUGGUGUCUGCCGGGAGCGGGCCGCAGCGAGGCCCGCCCUGCCCUCGGAGCACCCGGCCGGUUCGCUCCUGUCGGGGCCGGGCCGCUGCGGAACUGCAGUUGUCCGCUCUGCGGCCGCGGGCCCACUGA